This is a messenger RNA of Nerophis ophidion (straightnose pipefish), 3798 nucleotides long. Its product is annotated as secretory carrier-associated membrane protein 1-like. The transcript has 9 exons. NCBI's taxonomy places the organism in Eukaryota, Metazoa, Chordata, Actinopteri, Syngnathiformes, Syngnathidae. Gene Ontology annotation, cellular component: trans-Golgi network membrane; recycling endosome membrane. Gene Ontology annotation, biological process: protein transport. The record is from RefSeq and is a predicted model, not a curated record. The coding region runs from base 332 to 1360 and encodes 342 amino acids.
UCCGAUCACAGGGCAGACACUUUAACCACUAGGCCGCUGAGUAGUUAAGACUUUAUGCUGUCCGCGGUGCUGAAUACGUGACGUCAGUCUUCCACCGCCUCCGUGUGUGUGUGUGUGUGUGUGUGCGUGUAUUAAGCGAGCAAGGUGUGUGUGUGUGUGUGUGUGUGUGGUGUGUCACCGGCUAAGCUAACAGGCUAGCAGCGGAGGGGUCUCCAUCAGCGGGCGGCGGAGAAGACCGCAGGCGGCAGAGAGGAGAAGCUUGCGACCGAGAGACCGAUCCUUGCCAAGCUGACGCCUAAACCCUGGGAGCAGUGACCCGUUUGGCUGCAAAAUGUCCGAUUUCGACAGCAACCCGUUCGCAGACCCGGACUUCAACAACCCGUUCCAGGAUCCCUCGGUGACACAGGUGACCCGGUCUGCCCCUCCUGGUGGUCUCGAGGAGUACAACCCCUUCACAGAUGGCAGAACGGCGGCCCCUGGAAAUGCGCCCAAAUCUAACCCAGCACCUGCCCAGAACACACAGCCUGCCAUCAUGAAGCCCACAGAAGAGCCCCCAGCUUACUCGCAGCAACAAACACAGGACCAGGCACGUGCUCAGGCAGAGUUGCUGAGAAGGCAGGAAGAGCUGGAGAAGAAAGCAGCCGAGCUUGACCGCAGGGAGCGAGAGCUGCAGUCUCACGGAGGUGCGGGUCGUAAGAACAACUGGCCUCCGCUCCCUCAGAAGUUCCCUGUCGGGCCGUGUUUCUACCACGACAUUGCAGUGGACAUACCCAUCGAGUUCCAGAAAACGGUUAAGAUCAUGUACAACCUCUGGAUGUUCCAUGCAGGCACGCUCUUUGUCAACAUGUUCGGCUGCCUGGCCUGGUUCUGUGUGGAUCCAACCCACGGUGUGGACUUUGGUCUUGCCAUGCUGUGGUUUUUGCUCUUUACACCAUGUUCCUUUGUCUGCUGGUACAGACCGCUUUAUGGGGCUUUCAGGAGCGACAGCUCUUUCCGCUUCUUCGUCUUCUUCUUCGUUUACAUCUGCCAGUUUGGAGUUCACGUGCUACAAACCAUCGGCAUCACUGGUUGGGGCACAUGUGGCUGGAUCACGGCUCUUAUGGGUCUGAACACCAGCAUCCCAGUGGGCAUCAUCAUGUUGCUCAUCGCUGCACUCUUCACCACACUAUCUGUGGGCUCGCUCAUCAUGUUUAAAAAGGUGCACGCACUGUAUCGAACCACCGGUGCCAGUUUUGAGAAGGCUCAGCAGGAGUUUGCCACGGGCGUCAUGUCCAACAAGACGGUCCAGACUGCAGCCGCCAACGCUGCGGCCAACGCCGCGUCCAACGCCGCCCGCGGGGCCUUCAAAGCCCAGCCAUAAACACACUUUCACACACGCCCAUCAGCCAACUCACUCACACAAACUGCGGAUGCACAACUACCGGACCCGUGAAAAUCACCCGACUCGCUAAUGUUGCUACGCUAACAUUGAUUGGCUCUUGUGCAUCCUCACCCAAAGUCCGAACUUUAAAACUAUUGUGCCCAAAACUUCCCCUCAAACGAAGUCACGCUUCGCCAUGUCGCGCACUGCUGCAACCCCCAAAACGAUCCCCUUUUCACUCAUCACAGUAGCUAAUCCAGUCAGUGCUUUGUCCCCCAGGAAGGAGCGGGGUCAACGUGUCAAAGAGAAGUGAUCUGCAUGUCCAUCGGUUGCUUAGUGAAUGGAAGGAUGAACAUGUGUGCGUGUGUGUGUUUGUUACAAUCAUAUGUCUUCGUAGAUCGUCACAAAAACUAAAGCUGCUAGAAUCUGAACGUGGCCUCUUGCUAGUUUGUGGUUCCAUUGCGUAUACAGCAAACAUGCCGUUGAUCAGGGGUCUCAAACACGCGGCCCGCAGGCCAAUUGCGCCCCGCGAUACGUUAUUUUGCGGCCUGCACCUUGAUAUGAAAAUUUUAUGUUGGUGUGACCCGCGAGGUUUAUAUGUAUGGCACUUUACAAGGUUAUAUUUGUGUACUUUCGAUUUUCCCAGGAGACUCACAAUUUUCAGUGCCCCUCCAGGGGUAAUCAUUCUCCCGAACUUUGCUUAUACAACAUUAUCAAGGCUGCCUUUGAAGUCCUCUGCAACCUGUACAAAUUGCGUGCCAGCCCAGCCACAUGUUGUAAUUGGCUUCAGUAGACACAAUAAGUGACUGCAAGACAUAGUUGAUCAACAGCCACAAAGGUCACACUGAGGGUGGCCGUAUAAACAACUUCGACACUGUUACAAAUAUGCGCCACACUGUGAACCCACACCAAACAAGAAUGACAAACACAUUUUGGGAGAACAUCCGCACCGUAACACAAAAUAAACACAACAGAACAAAUAACCAGAAUCCCAAGCAGCCCUGUUUGUCAAUCUUGUUUGGUGUGGGUUCACAGUGUGGCGCAUAUUUUUAACAGUGUCGAAGUUGUUUAUACGGCCACCCUCAGUGUGACCUGUAUGGCUGUUGAUCAAGUAUGUCUCGCAGUCACUUCCAUAUAAAAUGUGACUGGGCCAGCACACUGGAGAAGCGGACGAGACGGCAGGUUGUAGAGGACGCUAAAAGCAGUGCCAUCUCAGCACGCCCUUAUUGUUAUUGUCCGGGUGAAAACCGGGAAAAUGAUUGCCCCGGGAGAUUGUCGGGAGAGGCACUGAUAUUCGUGUGUUUCCCGGAAAGAUCGCGAGAGUUGGCAAGUAUGUUGCUAGGGCGGGAAAGCCAUUCAAAGAAGGUGAAGUCAUAAAAAAGUGCAUGUUAGUUUUUUUUAAGAAAUCUUUUCUUGGGGCCCAGCCUCACUCUGUUUCUGCAUCCAGUGGCCCCCAGGUAAAUUGAGUUUGAGACCCCUGUCGUUGAUAAACAAAUGUGAAAUGGUCAUUAAGUACCCAAAAAAAGUGGGAUUAUGACCUGUAGUUGGCUUUUUGUGGCCCCAUUUGGUCUUUAAUAUUGCUCGGGUUUGAAUUCAUGAGUCACUAGAUAUUGAAAAUAUCAGUGUAUUGAAACUUUCUGAUCAUGUGGCGCCCUCUAGUAGUUAUGGCCCUAAACAACCGCAUAGUGUUUUUGAUGCCCAGAUGACUGAUAACACAGAGGACCUCCAAACAAUGGCAGUGUUAAAUUGUACAGACUACUACACCCCCUAGUGGUGAGGAGUGUGCACGACAGACGGGGAAUGACUGGCGUUUAAUUGUUGGACUGAAAUAAAUGCCUGCAAGUGUUGAUCGCUAACCCUGACUAAACUAACCACAGUAUUUUGGAAUUUUGUUAGCACAUUUUCUUUGGUUUUUAUGUUAGUUGUUCUAAUUUAUGGCAUAUUUUAAGUUGUAUUUUACAAGGUGUAUUAUUAUGUGUGGCAAGGAAGCUUUGAAUGAUUUGUGUGAAAGAAUCAAAACAGACACAGAAAAAAAGAAAUCCCUCAAGUGUUAUUCUACUGUAAAUCCUCAAAAGCUGUGAGUAAUCUACCAAAAGUCCAUUUAGAUUUUUUUUCUAAAGUUUGUGAUGUUCUACAUUACUUUUACUGCCGAACAUGAGAGUUGCCCUCUCUUGUGUUUUGCAGGCGGGUCAACACUCUAAAAUGUUCUUGACCUGUCACCAUUUGUUAGUUCACUGAAUGAGAGACCUCACCCUAAUUUAAAAGGAAUACUGUACUUGUAUAUUUUGUAAAGAUGAUCAGUUGAUGCCCUUAAUGGAGUGGCGUGUAAAAAAAAAAAAGAAAAUUUAAUGCACUCUUGUCUGGCCUUUGUCGCAUGUGAAAUAGUUUUCAGUUUUGUAUAUUUAUGGUAUUAACAUGGAAUAAAGAUUUGAAAAAGA